This is a messenger RNA of Trichosurus vulpecula (common brushtail), 1791 nucleotides long. RefSeq names its product coiled-coil domain containing 32 (gene CCDC32). The record is from RefSeq and is a predicted model, not a curated record. The transcript has 4 exons. Gene Ontology annotation, biological process: cilium organization. The coding region runs from base 75 to 608 and encodes 177 amino acids. Lineage: Eukaryota; Metazoa; Chordata; Mammalia; Diprotodontia; Phalangeridae.
UUUUGGCUGCGAAGGCGAAGGUGGAGACAAGUUCUCUGCGGCUACCGGAGCCUGCCGUUGGGCUAAGAUUCCAAAUGAAAUCAUUUGAGAGCAUUGAUUCUGCUGUUCCAAGGUCCAGCCGGGACCUUUGGGCAGAAAUCUGUUCCUGUUUGCCAAAUCCUGACCAGGGGGAUGAGCCCAAAGAUGCCUUCUCUGAUUCCUUUACGGAUUUACCUUCUGGGGGCGAAAAUGAGAAAGAAGCUGCAGACUUGACUGUUCGGCCAGAUCUAAAGCCUUGGGCUCCAUUGCAGGAUUCAGAAGUGUAUUUAGCAUCUCUAGAGAAGAAACUAAAAAGAAUUAAGGGUUUAAGCCAGGAAGUGACUUCCAAGGACAUGCUUCGUACCCUUGCUCAGGCCAAGAAAGAAUGCUGGGAUCGAUUCCUUCAGGAGAAGUUAGAAUCUGAGUUCUUUAUGGAGGGUGUUGAGUCUGAUGAGAGUACUUUGGAACAUUUCAAGAGGUGGCUGCAGCCAGACAAAGUGGCCAUCAGCGCAGAGGAGAUACAGUACCUGAUUCCACCAGAGUCGAAGUCUGAGAAGCCCGGGGAGGAGCCAGCAGCCGUGGAACAAUAAACCACACACACCAUGCAGCUGUCACAGGUCCCUAGGGACCAGUGGAGUUCUCAGCAGCAAGUAAUGAAAGGAGAGUUGAAGGUUAAAAAAAAGAGAAGCAGCCCAAAUUUCUACUCUGCAAAGCAAACAGCUGCAGGCCCCUGAAGACCUGGUUUGGGAUCUAGUGCAUGUGUUUGCCUUGGAUGAAGUAACUGGUCCAGUGCAUGCUGGACCCAAAGAUUGCUUUCCUCUCUGCUGUUCUGCAGCUCUUCUAAGCCCUGAAGCUGCAGGUUAGAUCUCUGUUAGUAAUCUGAUGAAGGACCAAGCAUGGAAAAUGUUUGGAGAAAUUGAUGCCUAGGCUUGAAUGGACAAAUUAUGUGAACUUUUUUCCCUUCCUUCAUGGGUAAACAAACUCAGAGCUCUCAUAUUGCUGGUUGUAGCCCUACCUGGUAAGAGAUUUCUGUUUAGUAGAACAAACCUAUCAGCCUCAGUGUUCCCUGUACGUGUUCCAAACACCUCUGUAAAUCCUGUAAGGGCAUAAGGGAGGUGAAGGCUACUUCCUCAGAUGUCAGCCUCUCUCAGAUUCUCCUCGGUACGCUAUGCAGUGAUAUUAAAUAAUACCACUACCUGACAUUUGUAUGAUGCUUCACAGUUUUUAAAGCCCACUAGCCUCACUUUGAUCCUCACUACAGCCCUGUGAACUGGGCAGGGCACAGGUUGUUGUUUCUGCGUUAUCAAUGAGGGGAAGUCGUUUGCCCAGGAUCGUGUCUAGCAAGCGAUGAAGCUAUGACUAGAAUCUAGCUCUUCUGAUCCGAAGUCUGGUCCUUUUUUUUUUUCCCACUAAUUGCUGAGUGGACUAAGUAGCAAAGCCCUGAAGGAAAUGGAUUGUGUGUGUGUUUUUUUUUUUCCCUAGUGUCUGAUUUAUUAUUGUGAUAGGUUUGGAAUGUGGAGAGUGUGAGUGUUUGUAUGGAGUACAGCUAUGAGCACCCUUCCGUUUCAUUUUUUUCAGUUGUCUUUUGAAUUUAAAAAUUCCAGGUUCUAAAUCACAGUUUAAGAUGGUUUUAAUAUUUGGUUGGUAUUACAGCUGAGAAGUUUUGUUUUCAUACCUUUUGGCAGUUCUACUAACUGAGCCAUAAGCUUCCCUCCAUGUUUAACUUGUUUUAAUUUGGUAUGUACUGUCAAUAAAAAGCUUUUCCCAUCUUAA